AUGGCAUCAAACAAUAACUUUAACACCGUGGCCCUAAAACAGACAGCAUGCACCGGAAACGCUAAUCGCAUCGUCACUAAAAGUUCCCAUAGUUCGCAAAAUUGUCCCGACGAAAUGGUGGAAAAGGGCACCAAGCGCAAAGCGGACAUGAGCCUAGCCAAGCAGGAAAUCGGUGCCAAACGAUUCGCGCUUGGUAAUCUAACCAAUGCCGAAACGACAGGUACGUCUUCGACGAUUGGGGCUGUUCUCAAAAGUAAGGUGACCAACUUUCUUAGCAAACCUAUGUUGUCUAAUAAAGCUGCAGCUGCAGGGUAUGUCUCCAAACCAACAUGGAAGCCAAACGAGCAUCAUUUCAAGAAAAACAAAGUGCCGAAGAUCAAUGGCGUCCCCAGGAUCAUGACACGCGCUGCCAUGCGAAAACAGCAAGCUGUGAACAUACAACAGGAUAAGCCAAUUGCAAUUGCAGCCAUCAAGGACAAGGAGAAUGUACCAUCGUCGUCGGAAAUCUCCACAGCGAACGGUGCGGGAGUUACGGCUGUUUCACUCGGGCAAAGCCGUAAAGCGGACGAAUUACUGGCCAAAUCGAAGCCAAUAGCGACUGUGGUAGAUAGUAGAGCAUCAUGGAAAAAUGUUCUACGAACGCGUUCGACAGCAAUUGUGGCUGAAGCAGAAAGCACCACACAAGAGCCCGUGAAUGGUGAGCAGAAAAAGUCCCAAACAGUGAACACUGCUUUACCCAAACGCUACGAACUGAAGCCAAAAAGGGGUCGGCCUUCGAGUGAGUUCGAAGCGAGUGACAACUCACUGUACGUGACGGCAGUUGAAAAUUUGGAAGAAGCCUCCGGCCAAUUAGAUCUGGCUGGUAUGGAAACGGAUUGCAUAGAACUGCGUGGCCAGGUUGCACAAACCAAGAAACCACAGGCAACUAACAACGGUCCACCUGUCCGGCCCGACUUGAAGCUGAAGCGCGGUCAUGGUUCGAAUGAAUUCGAAGACAAUUCGUUGUAUGUGACGGCAGUAGAGCAUCUGGAUGCGGCUGGUACAUCGACCACGGCCAAAGGCAAAGCGGAACGCUCCGAAGCUGCCACUGCCGGUCUCGUUGCAUCGACUAUUGCAGCAACAGCCGCUUCCCUGGCAGUCCACGAUAAGAAAACGAAAGCACGCGUAGAAGAAGAAAAUGGACCUUGGAAAAUGUCGAUCACAGAAAACGUGGCUCUUACCCGUGCCGCAACGACCGAAAUCGGUGUACCGCGCAAACAACCACCGGUUGGCAUUGAGGACUAUGAUUUAUGCUACUGGAACGAUAUCUAUCAAGUGUCGGAGUACGCACAGGACAUCUUUGAUUACCUGCAAGAACGAGAGCCAGCCUACGACAUUCCGGACUACAUGGGAAGGCAGAAACACUUGACGAAGCGCAUGCGAGCCCUGCUGGUCGAUUGGAUGAUUGAGAUACAGGAAACAUUCGAGCUAAAUCACGAAACGCUGUAUCUGGCCGUUAAAAUAUUGGACACCUAUCUCUCGCGUGUGACGAUCAGCCACGAAGUGUUGCAGCUCGUCGGGAUUGCGAGUAUGCUCAUAGCGUCCAAGUACGACGAACGUUUGCCUCCGACGGUCGAUGAUUUUGUGUACUUUUGCGACGGUGCUUACGACCGUGCAGAUCUACUAAGGAUGGAACGUACCGUGUUCCGUACCAUCGAGUAUGAUCUCGGCUAUCCGCUGUCAUACCGUUUCCUGCGCAGAUACGCCCGCGUCAAUCGUAUCCCAAUGAUGACACUUACUUUGGCCCGCUACAUCCUUGAGACGGGCCUGAUGGACUACAACACGGUAUUGGUGCGCGAUUCCAAGCUCGCUUGCGCCGCACUCUUCAUUGCCCGCCGUAUGUUGGACCAGUCGGGAUGGAACGAAACUCUCGAAUACUACUCAUGCUACAAGGUGGAACAGUUUAAAGAUGCCAUAGUGCUGUUGAACAAUGGCAUGAGCUCGAGGCAAUAUCCCUUCGACACUGUGCGCAAUAAAUAUUCGCACGAGCUCUUCUUCGAAGUUGCCAAGCGUCCCGUCAUCACUAGCGUGGAGAAAUUGUUUGCCAACUCUAACGUAUUGUUUAAAGUACCUACCGCACCGAUGAUUGCUUCUACCGACAUGCCAGCAACCAUUCCGAUCUCUGCAGCCAAAGAAAAUGUACCGAUUUUUACCACCGGAACCAUCAACAACGCUACAUGCACCCUUAACAAAUGA
Messenger RNA from Anopheles marshallii, 2235 nucleotides. RefSeq names its product G2/mitotic-specific cyclin-B3 (gene CycB3). Gene Ontology annotation, biological process: mitotic cell cycle phase transition; regulation of cyclin-dependent protein serine/threonine kinase activity. The record is from RefSeq and is a predicted model, not a curated record. NCBI's taxonomy places the organism in Eukaryota, Metazoa, Arthropoda, Insecta, Diptera, Culicidae. The coding region runs from base 1 to 2235 and encodes 744 amino acids. Gene Ontology annotation, cellular component: cytoplasm; centrosome; cyclin-dependent protein kinase holoenzyme complex. Gene Ontology annotation, molecular function: cyclin-dependent protein serine/threonine kinase regulator activity. The transcript has 4 exons.